Messenger RNA from Schizosaccharomyces japonicus yFS275, 1059 nucleotides. RefSeq names its product calnexin independence factor Cif1. Bases 28 to 987 code for a protein of 319 amino acids. Lineage: Eukaryota; Fungi; Ascomycota; Schizosaccharomycetes; Schizosaccharomycetales; Schizosaccharomycetaceae. The record is from RefSeq and is a predicted model, not a curated record. The transcript has a single exon.
GUUCCCUUCAAAGCAAAAGUGUAAGACAUGUCGACUCAAAUUUUGGAAGAUAAAAAUCCGGCUCAAGCAGAGGAGAAGAAAGAAGAGGUGAAGGGAACCGAGUCGACGGAAGCGACUGCAGAAGCAGCUCCUGCAAAGCGAAAACGCCGUGAGAUUCGUGCCGAAAAAUUGAGAAAUGAAAAACGUCAAAAGGCAUUGGCCAUUGCGGAUGAGCAAAGAAGAAAACGAGUCAGUAUCGAGUUUGUGACGCUGAAGAAACUCUCCAAACUUAAGUCUUCGUCAGAGAAAAUUAAAGUUAAAGAUAAAAAGGAACGCUUGGUAAUUGACGACGGAAGCCAGUAUGGAGACAGCAAAAACGCACUGUUAGUAUAUCAUUUAGCUUGUGGUACCGGUGCCAAGUUCACAGAAAAGUUGUUUGACGGUAUUUCUGAGUUAUAUAAGGCACAAAAUCCAGUGGACAUGGAAAGGAAAUUCGUUUUCGGAUCAACAUACGAAAGCAACAAAGGAAGACUUGUUAAGACGAAGGACACCGUCAACACGUUGGGCUAUAGCACAUUCAUCGAAACGUUUAGUCCCCUAUUUCGAUUUGCCAGUGGUAUUAUUCACAACCACAUACCCGAGUUUCAUGAGACCAUGCUUAAACUUAAGCUUGCACCAAAACAAGAUCGUUUUGGUGCCUUUCCCAAUUUAGCUUUGGUCCCAUUGAAAGAAGGACAUAUUAAUCUUGGCGAGGACCCCAUAAAGUACGGGUAUGCUGUUUUAAUUUUUGCGGGUGACUUUGAUGAAGAUGUAUUGCAACUUCCUAACAUAAACGGUGUAAUUCGGCUUCACGGUGGCUCCAUGGUUGUGCUGCGUGCGGGUUUACUGCAGCAAUACUUCCAAACGAGCAAGAAAGAGCAAUCUGAGAACAAAUUCUGUGCAGUUUUGUUCGCCUCUCAACGGCUUUGGAAGCAUGUCGACAAUGAAGACGUGACUAAAAAAUGGUAGUAGUGUUUUGACAAUACCAAAAAUAUAUAUGUAUCUUGUGAGUGCCGCAGUGAUCUGUUUCUUGCUCAACUC